GUUCCAAGUUACUUGCUCGAAACGGCGGCCUCCCGCUCGCGCAACAUUCCUGGAGACUGGAGUUCCCACUUUUAAAAUCUCUCCACCUCCGCAGCACAAGGCCAAAUUCAAUUCUCCAAGCGCUCUUCCCACUUCACUCACUCACUCCCACUGAUUUCCAACUCGAACGCGGUCAUGGCGAACAAGCUUAAAGUCGACGAGCUUCGGGCCGAACUCCUCAAACGCGGCCUCAGUCCCGCCGGCACUAAGCCCUCUCUGGCGCGGAGGCUUGAAUCAGCCUUGGAACAAGAGAGCCAGCCAUCAGGGGAUUCGGCCUCGGUUCGCGGUGACGGGAAACGAGCGAGGGUAUCCGGCGACGAGGAUUGCGAUGGACCUGCGAAAAUCCAAGCCAUCGAGAAGUUCCGGCAGAUGAAUGUCAAGCAAUUGCGCGAUGAAGCGAAGCUCCGUGGGUUGUCCACGGCGGGUACUAAGAAAGAACUUCUGGAGAGGCUUUCGGAAGGUUUAGCAGACGGGAGCGAUCCUGUGGAUGCUCUUGAAGGUCGUAGUAGAGAAGAAGUGAUUGGCCCGGAGAAAAUUGUGACUGCAACUAAGAAAGGGGCUGCCGUACUCGAUGAGUAUCUCCCGGAUCAGAUCAAGUCACACUUUCACGUUCUCCAAUUGGGUGAUGACGUAUAUGAUGCCACAUUGAAUCAGACAAAUGUUGGGAAUAACAACAACAAGUUUUACGUCAUCCAACUCUUAGAGUCUGAUGAUGGUGGAAGAUACAUGGUAUAUAAUAGAUGGGGCAGAGUUGGGAUUAAAGGUCAAGAUAAAGUAUUUGGGCCCUACACUUCACGAGAGUCUGCCAUUGAUGAGUUUGAACAGAAGUUUUAUGCCAAGACAAAGAACUAUUGGUCUGACCGAAAAGAUUUCCAAUGCCAUCCGAAGUGCUAUACCUGGCUGGAGAUGGAUUACGGGAAACAAGAGAAAGAAGCAGUAGUAAGUUCCUCUCUGGCAACUUCUGCUGGAAAACAGCCUCAGGAAACACGGCUUGACCUACGCAUUGCUAAGUUUAUCUCGCUCAUCUGCAACACUAGCAUGAUGGCACAGCAGAUGAUGGAAAUAGGAUACAAUGCUAAUAAAUUACCUCUUGGUAAGCUCAGCAAGGCAACAAUAUUGAAGGGCUAUGAAGUCUUAAAAAGAAUUGCAGACGUAAUUGUUACAGCUGACAGGUCUACACUGGAGCAAUUAAGCGGGGAAUUUUACACCGUUAUUCCUCAUGAUUUUGGAUUCAAAAAAAUGCGUGAGCUCUCUCUCUCUUCCACACACAUACAAAUAGACACAAACAAUAGGGUUGAAGCAUUGGGCGAAAUUGAGGUUGCAACUAAGUUGUUGCAGGGUCAAACAGGGAUGGAGGAAGAUCCCUUGUAUUCUUGCUACCAGCGUCUGCACUGUGAAUUGACACCUAUCGAAGUUGAUUCCAAGGAGUACUCUUUGGUCGCAACUUAUAUGAGUAAUACUCAUGCAAAAACACAUUCGCAGUACACAGUUGACAUUGUUCAGAUACUCAAGGUCUCACGAGAGGGUGAUGCAGAGCGUUUCAGAAAGUUCUCCAGCAUGGAAAACAGGAUGCUAUUGUGGCAUGGUUCCCGCCUUACGAACUGGACUGGCAUCCUAUCUCAAGGCUUGCGUAUUGCUCCUCCUGAAGCUCCUGUAACGGGUUAUAUGUUUGGCAAGGGUGUCUAUUUUGCUGAUAUGUUCUCCAAAAGCGCAAAUUAUUGCUACGCAAGUCGCGCAGCUUCAUCUGGUGUCCUACUCCUAUGUGAGGUUGCACUGGGUGAUAUGGUCGAGCUUUCAGGAGCCAAGUAUGAUGCUGAUAAGUUGCCUCCUGGAAAGCUAAGCACGAAGGGUGUGGGUGAAACAGCGCCAGAUCUUUCAGAAGCAAGGGCACUCGAAGAUGGUGUAGUCGUCCCCCUUGGAAAACCGAAACAGCAAGAAGGGCGAAAGGGUUCUCUCUUGUACAAUGAGUACAUAGUCUACAACGUGGAUCAGAUCAAGAUGCGAUACGUUGUCCAAGUCGAGUUCAAAUACAAGCGCUGAGCAACUUCACUCGUCCCAUGAAUGUGAUCUGUAAAGUUUGUAGGUGAGAGAGAUCUCGUCGAGAUACACGAAUGCUGUGCUACCAACACGGAUUUGGACGGCGAAUGAAUGGAGCAUGAGGGGCUUUAAAUUUUGUGUCCUAAUCCUUGAUCUUGUGUAUAUCAUUGGAUAGUCGUGUAUGUGGUUAAAAGCUGAGAUAUUUUACCAAGAAAAAAAAAUGCAGAAGAAGCUGAGAUAUCCUUAUUGGAUGAUAUAUAAGCUAUCACUAUGUCUGUAAGAAAGUCUGUUAGGAUUUCAGAGCCACAGCGCUACGGAGCUCGAGGGAUUUCAAAUAAUUCAAACUGUUUUAAGAAAGAAAUAUCCAAAUUAAAUACCU
Molecule: messenger RNA, 2455 nt
Organism: Linum tenue
Lineage: Eukaryota; Viridiplantae; Streptophyta; Magnoliopsida; Malpighiales; Linaceae
Source: the annotation of a GenBank genome assembly